This is a messenger RNA of Misgurnus anguillicaudatus (oriental weatherfish), 2488 nucleotides long. The record is from RefSeq and is a predicted model, not a curated record. Lineage: Eukaryota; Metazoa; Chordata; Actinopteri; Cypriniformes; Cobitidae.
UCUGUGUGUAUUUAAUCUCCUGAAAUGAAGGGGCGGGCUGUUCCUACAUUUCCUCCUCUGACCCUCCGCUACCCCUGCCAACUGGACACGCGUGGGAAACACGCAACAAGCCUCGCUGAGGAAACACCACCAUUAUUUUCUCGCUUGAUUCAAAGGAGAGAUGGGCAAAAUAUAUAAGGAUGAACAAGGCGACUGGAUUACAGUCUGUCUCAAAUACCUCCUCUUUGUUUUCAACUUCCUGUUCUGGAUGGGCGGUGGGGUGGUGAUGGGUGUCGGGAUCUGGACGCUGGUUGAUAAAGGAGAGUACCUGAGUCUUUUGGCCUCCAGCACAUUCGCUGUGUCCGCCUACAUCCUGAUCCUGGCUGGAGGUUUGGUGAUGGUCACUGGUUUUCUGGGCUGCUGCGCUGUCAUACGAGAACAGAGGAGCUGUCUUACUACGUACUUCUCAUGUCUGCUUCUGAUCUUUCUUAUUGAGCUGGUGGCUGGUGUCCUGGCUUAUGUAUAUUACCAGAAGCUGAGUGAAGAGCUGAAGCAGCAUCUUAGCAAAACGAUGACGCAGAACUACGCUCAGCCCGGCAAAGAGAGCAUCACUCAAUCCGUGGACAGACUACAGCAAGAUUUCAAAUGCUGCGGGAGCAACAACUCUUCUGAUUGGACGCACAGCGUGUACAUCAUGUCCGUGCAGGCUCAGUCAAGGUUGGUUCCUGACAGCUGCUGCAAGACCAUAACCCCUCAGUGUGGAAAGAGGGACCACCCGUCCAACAUCUACAAAGUGGAGGGUGGGUGUAUCACUAAACUGGAACAGUUUCUGGCUGAUCAUUUGCUCAUCAUUGGAGCUGUGGGGAUAGGUGUGGCCUGUUUGCAGCUAGUGGGUGCAGUUGUGACUGCCUGCUUUAUUUAUCUGCUUUAUAAAGAAGACGAAGAAGACUACUCUGACGUUUGAUUGGCUAAUGCCAAUUUUUGACUCCCGAACAGCUAUCUGAGGACCAGAUAUGCGGGAUGGUGUUCACCUGUUGCCUUCACAGGCGAAUUAAACUGGACCCAUACUGACCGCUCGGCACUUACAGUGUAUAUGCCUUCACCAACACUCAAACACAGCCGUACAAUUGUGCUUUAAUGCAUGACAAAACACAAAGCUUUAUCAAACCUAACAUACAGUAUGCUACUUUUUAUUAUUCCCAAAGGGAUUGAGGAACAAGCCUGGUGUGCGUGUGCUUGGAAAAUAACAUUUCACUAUGGCCUUCUUAUAAAGUUACCUCCUGUAGUUAAUUAGAUAUUAAAGGAACAGUAUGUAGGAUUGUGGCCAAAACUGGUACUGCAAUCACAAAACUUGUGGCUAAAACUGGUACUGCAAUCACACAACUGGUGGCCAAUACACAAAAUGACAACAUAAACAUCAUUUGAGGGCUGCAACUCCACUUUUUAAAUGACAAUAUCCUGGCCGGACCACUGUUGUCAGUGAUAUAAGUAUUUGAAAUGAAAAUGAUUUCUUAAUGUUUAGUGACAUAUCAGGGCCAUUUUAUGAUUCAUUGAUAUAAAUUUCUUACAUACUGUUCCUUUAAGGAGGCUUUUAGAAAAAAAAACAUGUAUUUUUAAAUGCAGUUAUUUUUUUAUACAGUGUAAAGUAUAAUAUAUAUUCACUUAAUGUUUUUUGUUUAUUUUUUAUAACCAUUUAUGUGCUUUGAUUUGAUUAUAUUAAAAUAUGUUUAAUGUGCUGCUAUCUCAGACAGCAUGUGAUGUGAACAUGCUUAUGGGCACAAAAAAUACACUGGACAAAAUGCUUUGUAAUGCAAAUCAUCAUAUUUUUCUUAACAGGUACAUAAAUGAGUAGCAUGACAUUUGUAGAAAACUAUAUAUACUACAAAGGUCACUUGUUAUAAGCUUCACAAUUUAAUCUCACAACUGACAUUGAUCUAAUAAAAUUGGCCAUGGUCCAUGAUUAUUCACAGUUUUUUACCGUAGUAACUUUCUUUAGCGGUAUUUAGCUCUCAUAAUAAAUAGAUACUGCAUAAGCUUACUUUAUAUUUGCUUUCAUGUCAGUCAGAAAGGCGAAAAUCACAUCUUUAAACAUUGAUAGGAAAAUAACUACCGGCAUGAAUAAAUGCAGUUUUGUACACUUACAGAUGAAAUAAUUUUAAUGGGCACAUCACGUAAUGUUUGCUUGUCUGAGCACCAUUGCAUAGCUGUAAAUCAUAGCAACUAUUAUAUUUUAAUGCCAUUUGAGGAUAAAAAUGCUUUAAACAGUACUAAUUACUGUUUGUUAACCAAUUUCCAGAAUAUUUAUAAAAACAUUUCUGCGCAUAUAAACUCAGCAAAACUGGAAGAAAGUCAAUAGAUAUUAUGCAUUUUCCACGAAUUGUUAUAUAACUGCAUUGUAUGCUGAUUUUAUUUGAAUUCUGUUACAUAUAGACUGAAUGUGUAUGUAUGUUAUAAUGUUACAUUAUCAUUUGCUCUGAUAACAAGACUUAAUAAAAGCCUUGCCUUAGGA